AUGGCGAAGAAGCUUGGCGGCGGCUCGGGUCUUUAUGUGUGCACGGUGCUCCAGUGGGGCAUUGGCAACGAGGACUGGUGGCGCAGCUGCGCCUCAACCCCUUCUCCCCACGCGCCGCCAGUCCCCCACGUCCGCGCUUGGGCGCACCGCCGCACCCCGCGCCCCCCGAAACCCUCGGCGGCCGGUGCUGACACUGACGACUUCCUGCCGGCUCAGGCUGCGCGUGGCGACGACGUGCUGUUUGAGCUUCACUCCCACUCAAACCAUAGCGACGGCUUCCUCUCCCCCACCGCGUUCGUCGAGCGCGCCCACCGCAACGGGGUGAAAGUUCUUGCCCUAACAGAUCACGACACUAUGGCUGGCAUACCAGAAGCUGUUUCAGCAGCUUCCAAGUUCGGCAUUAGAAUAAUUCCUGGAGUUGAAAUCAGUGCGCUGUAUAAUCCAAGGGAAGUUGCCGGUGCUGGUGAGCCUGUUCAUAUCCUUGCAUACUAUGGUACAUGCGGUCCAUCAAGAUAUGAUGAGUUGUACAACAUGCUAUUGAACAUCAGAGAUGGGAGAUACUUAAAUUUGCAGAGGAGCCAUCUUCUGCAAAUCUAG
This is a messenger RNA of Setaria italica (foxtail millet), 597 nucleotides long. RefSeq names its product DNA polymerase III PolC-type-like. Lineage: Eukaryota; Viridiplantae; Streptophyta; Magnoliopsida; Poales; Poaceae. Bases 1 to 597 code for a protein of 198 amino acids. Gene Ontology annotation, molecular function: 5'-3' DNA exonuclease activity; 5'-3' RNA exonuclease activity. The transcript is spliced from 4 exons. The record is from RefSeq and is a predicted model, not a curated record.